Molecule: messenger RNA, 4719 nt
Organism: Papilio xuthus (Asian swallowtail)
Lineage: Eukaryota; Metazoa; Arthropoda; Insecta; Lepidoptera; Papilionidae
Exons: 6
Coding region: 245-3517 (1090 amino acids)
Molecular function (GO): protein binding
Source: RefSeq, a predicted model, not a curated record
AUCGACCGUUUCACCCGCACUGCGAACCUGCUAUCGAUCGCUUUGCGUUUGAUAACGCUAACGUGUCCAGUGUCCAGUGUUGUGACUUUGUGAUUUUGUUAUCUGUGUUAUCGCUUUUUUAGGAACAUUGACGAUCCCUACCUUUGAACCGUCGCCUGCGCCGUCGCAGCCGCUCCAUGAGCAUUCCUGGCAUGAGAGUAGAGUGCGUGCGCGGUGCGGCGAUAUGGUUGCGUGAGCGGUCAUCAUGCGCCUCUUCCGCGGGCCGAAGCGCAGGGAAGUGACCGCGCCGCCCGCCGCGCCACCCGCGCCCCCCGCCGCCGCGUCUCCGCGAAGAGACGCUCCCCCGUCGCACGCCCUGCACGCCCCGCAGGCCCCUCACCACUACACACUCGUCACCGCACUCCCAGCCAUGGUUAUGGAGGACGAUGUCAAGGAAAUGAAGAAAGUGUUUGCAACGUGGGGUCGUCGAAUGGGCAAGAAGCUAGACAUGUUGAAGAAACCUGAAGGAAAAGAAGCUUCCGAAGAAGUACCAUCCACAGAACCUAUCAACGAUGAAUCACCGUUGCCUAUAACAGGGCAAUAUAAGAAAAAACAAAAUUGGAAAAUGGGACGCAGUAGUUCCGACUCGAAUGCUCUUAAAAAAGAUAAUGACACGGAUUCAAUUCGAAGCGGCUCAAGAGACCGAUCGCCAAGUCCUUUCAAAACAUUCUUCCAUAGAAUGGGUUCGACUGGAAUGUUAAAUUCAUCCAAAUCUCAUUCUCUUAAUUCUCAUAGAACAUCCGAACAUAGUUCUAGCCAACCAAAUACUCCUUCUCUUUAUCGCAGUUGCUCUACCUCUCAUUUAUCUACUUAUGUCAAAGCUGAUGAUCCCUCCGAUGGAAUAGACUUGCAGAAUAGCGAAAAUGACAGUAAUAAGUCAUCUCCCCUAAAACAGAAACAUAAUAUAAUAUCAGAUGAAAAUUUGGUAAGCUCUUCAACAAAGGCGAUUAGCUGUGACAAUAUUCCUAAAUUAGAAGGGCAAACAAAUACUCUAUCGAAAAAACCAAAUUUCCCAUAUGCAUUUUUACGUUCAAAAUUAUCGGUUUUACCUGAAGAAAAUAGUAUGGCACACAGACCAACAGUUUCUGUAAGGCAAAGCUUUUCAGAAAGAAUAGACAGAAGAUCACCAAAGUUUAGAAGGGAAAGAUUAUACCUACCGAAUUCCCGUUCAGAGGAACGAUAUCAAAGCAGUGAUAAUAUAACCGUCCAUGAUGAAAACAUAUUAUUUAACUCGAAUCUGAGAGAAAAUUGCGAUUUUACAAGAAGCUCUAUGAGAAGUGUUAAUGAUCUUGAUGCAAAUAUCUAUUCAUACAGGAAAAAUGACGAUAUCUCUAGACGUUCAUCAAUGAUUUCACAAAGGGGACCGUUAGAUUAUGACCCUAUGCUGGUUCCAAGAAACAGAAAUAGCCUGCCAGUAUAUGAUUAUUGUGCAGGACUGGGAUCUUCACAAGAACUUAAAACGGAUCUUGCUUCUUCAAACCAAAGCAUCCAUCAAGAAGUUCUACAUGCUCAUCGCCUAAGCAAUUAUGUCAGUUCGAACGAAUCGGGAUAUGAUAGCGAUAGUCGACCAAUGGAUGAACAUAGUAAUCAUUCCCCACCAAUAUACUCAUAUCAUUUAAUAAGCGGUACGGCGAGGGCUGACACGAAUGUAAGGCACUUUGAUGGUAAUAGCGGUAACUUUUCAAGGCAACUAAGUUUUAACCAGAAAAUAGAUGUAAACAAAAUAAAAAUUCCUGCAAGGCGAAGCUCUACACCGUGUGCACUUUUUCCCGUAGAUAAAGAUGUAUCUUAUGAAUAUGAAAAUAAAGUAUCCGAAAAUAAAUUAUAUGUCAAUAAUAACUCCAACCAGCAAAUUUCAGUAGAUUACAAUGAUGCUAAACCACCACCUCUACCAAAGAAAUCAAUCAAUAAGAAAAUGCCAUACGUCUACAAAACUGUAACAUUGGAUGAGCGUGUUCAAACGAGAAGAAUCAAAUUAAUGCAUUCCCAAAUAUUACCAAUUCAACAUUUGUCUACGCCAAAUUUGAAUCAUAAUGACAUAGUGACAGAACGGCACAUUCAACAACAGCAACCAAUGCCCGAAAGAGAUAUCUUAGGUAGAGGACCGUGUACUAAAAGGUUUAGAAAAAUCAGAUUACUGAAAUCUCGCCUGGAUGAAAGUCUCGGAGUUUAUCUCGCACAGCAUAGAGUAGAUUUCGAUAAUAGUGGUUCCAAUUAUGAAAUACGUUAUAUUGUGGUAAAACUUGAUUUUGAUGGAAUCGCGCACAGAGAUGGACGACUUCGAAUAGGGGAUGAAAUUGUUAAUGUAAAUGGAAGAGUUUUGAGAGGAUUGUCGUCCUUAAAAGAUGUUCAACAUAUAGUUAAUUCAUGUUCCACUGAAACUAACGUCGAGGAAAAAACUCUAUUUCAACGAUAUCAGGUCGAUCUUGUUAUGGCUCAUGAUGAAAUAACACCGGUUACUUUAAGUCGCAUUAUUAACAGUCAACCCUGUGAACCGAUAUCUUCUCCAUCUUCAUUAAAUGUUCCUCCUGAUAUAAUUUCACAAACUGUGCACAAACCGUCUUUAUCUAAUCAACUUACAAUAGAAACACAUUUUCCUGCGGAAGACCAGUACAGUAAACAUAUUACAAAUAAUAAGAAUUCGCGUACAAAUAAAUACGAAACUAACCAGAAAUGUGAAAUUGGAAUUCAAGUUAACCAUGGAGUGAUAUCGAAUCAAAAAAGUGAUGACGAAAAGUUGCUGGAAAGGCGCUAUGCGCAACCUGGUUCACUACAAAAUAUUACGAAUAUAGAAAUUUCAAUGAGGUCUUCUCCAGUGCCAAGAAAUAAGGGAGCAAACGGUUACAGGCCAAUAUCCCUUCAUAGCUCCAGGCCACAACCGGUAAUAGGGAAUUACGCAGCGUGCAAUGAGAACACAUCAAACGAAAUCAAAGAGAAUACGUCACAUUAUAUAAAACAUGUUUCUAGAUUAUACCAAAACAGAUCUUUUGAGAGUAUACCAGAUCAGUUGCGUAGUAGUAGUCGAAGUAGAUUCUUCAACAGAGUUGGAUCACAACGAGGUCCACAGAACGUAAACACACACGUGUCUCGGCAACAGGAGUACAACGCGGCUAUUAAUCACGAACAGCAACAGCAUUCUAAUGGCUCGGUGCACAAAGCUGAAUUCUGGAAGGGGCCAGGCCACAAAAGUUUGGGCUUUAGUAUUGUCGGUGGCACUGAUUCUCCAAAGGGACAAAUGGGAAUAUUUGUAAAGACUGUCUUCCCAAACGGGCAAGCCGCUGACAAGGGAACUAUCUUUGAAGGUGACGAGAUCUUGUCGGUUAACAAUGUUCCAACACGUGGGUUAAGCCACGCUGGAGCUAUUUCGCUUUUCAAACAAGUUAAAGAAGGAAAAAUAGAAUUGACGCUUUCAAGACGAAGAGCACCUAGGUCAAGAUCAGUAGAACCUCUUGGUAAUUUUCGCGCUGACGGCAAAUAAAACAGAACUAAAGGCAUUCAAGACCCCAAAGAAUUCAACAUAUUAUAAUGGUGUGCAAUAUUAAUUUCAUCAAUCAGCCAAAGGCGAAAUUCGUUUUACUCUUAAAUCACAGUUUAUGUCUCACUUUCUUUGUAAUGAAUGAGUACGCAGUACUGUUUAUAGUAUUUCAUUAAAAGUACAUCGUUGUAACAACGAAUAUUUUAGUAUAUAAGCUUAUUUGCUUUGUAAUAUAUGUAUUUGAAUCCUUCUUUUAUAUUUAAGAGCUAUUGUAUACAUUGUGUUUUUACCGAAAAUCUAUAUCUGGUAUGUAAUAGAUAUAAACCAGCUUUAUAUAAUGUGAAUACAAUAAGACUGCAUGUAUAAUAUAAUAUAUAGUAACUUAAUAUUGUUGUAGUAUGAAAUAUUCUUAUGUAGAAAUGCUAGAUCUCGUUCUAGGUGUACGUUAUGUGUACAUAAUCGAGUAAGUCUUGCAUUAAUUCAUUUCCAUUCUUAAUUUAUCAUUUUAACGGAACAGACAAAUCCGAUACGUUCAUUUAAAAAUAGACUGAUGUUUUAGUUUCUUGUAUGUACCUUUACUGCCAAAGUUUUAGACGUAAUACAAAUAAUUUUAAACUUCAUAUCGACGAUUUGUAGAUUUAAUAUACCUAUUAAUUAUUGAUGAAAAACAUAUAGUCUAGCGAGAAAAUGUUGAAGAAAAAGAAAAAAAAUAAAACAAACGUAACAUUUGACACAAAACAGUUUACUUGAACUAGUAGAUUUGAUGUGCAUUUUUAUAUCCAUUUUCAAGAACAAACAUUUUCCUUUCUACUAGUAAGUAUAUUAAAUCUAUAAAACGAAUUCACAACAGAUGAAACAAGAUGUGUUUUAGACUUAAAAGUAUGUGACAUAGGUUAUGGAUAGAAGGAAUUCGUAGAUGCUUACAAGCAAGUGAUCGUAGUAAUACAAAAAGUCCAUAAUAAGGAAUAAAUCAGCGAACAUACUCCGUCCACUUAUAUUGUUAAAUGCAAUUGUUGUACAACUUGUCUUCACUGUUACUAAGAUGUAUUCUGUACUCUAUUCAAACUAUUGGAACCGUCAAUUAUAUUCAAACAAAAUCCAUAACCAGACUGCCAAAGGUUUGUCAGUGGUUCGAAAGACACGACUCUUGUAAAUAAAAUGCGAUACGUCUCUGCUUCGACUAUUUAAAAUAAAAACGCUUACAU